Penicillium macrosclerotiorum is the source of this 1221-nucleotide messenger RNA. RefSeq names its product AIM24 family protein. The transcript has 7 exons. Gene Ontology annotation, biological process: inner mitochondrial membrane organization. Bases 1 to 1221 code for a protein of 406 amino acids. NCBI's taxonomy places the organism in Eukaryota, Fungi, Ascomycota, Eurotiomycetes, Eurotiales, Aspergillaceae. The record is from RefSeq and is a predicted model, not a curated record. Gene Ontology annotation, cellular component: mitochondrial inner membrane.
AUGAGUCCAGCCCUCCAGCGAGGUGUCCGGACUCUGUCUUGGACAAGAGUUGUUCCUCGCAUCCACCGACAAACAAGAUGCGUCCAGAUUCGAGCGACGCCCUCCGAGGAGCCCACCCUCAAUGGAGACCAUCUACCCCUCGCCAGCACUCCCAGCUCUGCUGAGUCGCGAGACGCGCGAUUUGACGUUAUCGGCGCUCCAUAUUCACUCCUCUCGGUAUCGCUCUCGGCCUCGCAAAAUCUAUACACGCGCCGAGGAACUUUAGUCGGGUUGAGUGGGAAGGCCGAUAAUUUAACAGGUGCGCCAUCACAACAGGUAGUUUCGACUCUGAGCGUACUCGAGCCUUUCCGCAGGGCUCCCCUCGGAGUGCCAUUCCUCUAUCAGAAGGUAUCCUCCGCCAGCCCAGUCACAGCCCUUGUCUCUGUUCGAUCACCAACAACGUCAUUUGCGGUCGUGAAUCUCAAUGGCUCUGAGGAUUGGAUGGUUGCCCAGCGCCGCGCAUUACUGGCUUGGACGGGCCGGUCUCUGUCUAUCAAACCCACUAUCAACACCAAUCUGAGCCUGGCUCACUGGGGUAGCUCCGAGGUGACGGGACGGGGAUUAAUGGCGUUAGUUGGCAAUGGCCAGGUCUACUCAGUGGAUUUGAAAGAUGGCGAGCAAUAUGUCGCCCAUCCCAGUUCUUUCAAAAGUAACGUCGUCGCCUACACAAUGUCCUCCAACCCUCCACGCCCCUACCGGUUCAAAUCCACUACCCUAAAUUUCCAGGUCCCGGGUCUGAAGACCCUCCCGAGACUCCUACAGAGCAACAAGUUCAUUCGGGACAUGUCCGGCUCUGACGCCUGGAAAAACACCAUGCGUUUCCUGCACAAGCUGCGAACCUGGUCUCGCAUGACCGUCUGGGGAGACAGGCUUUUUCUGCAAUUCGACGGUCCCGCGACUAUUCUGAUGCAAUCGCGUGGCCCCCGCCUGAACGACAUCAUGACCGAGCAGCAAGUCAACGAGAUUGCCGGUUCUCCUCGCGGAAUCACCACCACUGCUGCCCAAUCUCUAGAAUCCAAGCCAAGCAAAGAGGCCGAGAAGGCUGUCAACGGAGUGCCGGAGAUUUCCCGCUCCAUUGAGGACCUGAACCAAGAGAUUCGCGGUAUCAGUCAGAGCGUUGCGCAGAUCCGGAAGGACGGUAAGGUGGAGGUCAAGGAGGUCAGCCAGACCAAGGCUGUGUAA